AUGCAACAACAACUUGAUCUCGGUCGCCAUGGAGUAAUUACUCGAACGAGACUGUUGACCUGGCUUCAGAGUUACUAUUGCGCACAAGAAGUGAUGAACCGAGUAAAAGCGGAGCGUACUAACAACCAGAUUGCUGUCGAAGUAAGCAAACCACCAGAACUGACCGAGAGAACUUCGUCUCGUAGCUCAAGUGCUCGUGUCGCGGCAUCAAAACUCUUGAUUUGCCAAGUAAAAACGGAUUGGGAUCAAAGAUACAACGAUCUCCUGUCUAAAGGCGUAUCCACCGAUGUGUUAACUACCGGAUCUGAGAUAUCAGGUAUUCUAGCGGAGUUUCGCCAAGCUGCCGAGGUAAUAGUGAGUGAAAUUGUAGCGGAGAUGACUUUAGAGGACGCGCACAAGACGUUGCAGCCUCAGAGUCUUGAUGAUGACGAGGUUUUCGCGACGGAUGGCGUUCAGCAGUAUAGCGCUCUGCUUCGUGUGAUGCUAAAGUUCCAACGGGACGGGUUACUGGUUUACUUGUGCUCUAGCAGCUCAUCAAGUGGUGCGGCACGUGAAAAGAAGCAAAAUACAGCAUCCAUAGCAAUAUUCCAUAGAAUGGUCGGCCAUCAAGUUCGUGCUGCGAGGACAAUACAUGAAGCCAUCGAGGAAACUAAGAACGAUCCACAAGCCAGCUCGCAAUAUAUUGCGCUACAGGUUCCCCUUCAGUGUAUAGUGGAUCAUCUUGGGUUCCGAGCCUUCGUUAUCGCAUCUACCGAUUCGGCACUAAAGAGCACGCGUCGGGAUUUGGGAAGUCAAGCCAAGAAAAAUCGCGUCAAGCGGCUCCAAGACCAGCUCAAACCUGUGUUUGACAAUCUCGGACUUCUCACAGACAGCUUACACACUCGAGAUGAGGAAAAAGAUGCUGCCACAACAAUUAGCACGGUCCCUGCCUUCUUUCCUGUCAGCGCUGGGUUUACUGUCGCGAUACGAGAUGGUGCAUCAGUUUUUAAGUUGCAGAAUCUGGCUGAUCUUAUCCCUGCCGAUGUAUCAAGCGAUGACCCUGAUUCAAUUGCUCGCGAAGCUUUGAUGUACAAGAUGCGCCCCGAAUUCGUUCGAAUGCAUGGGAACAACUUACCGCUUCACUCCAAUACCCAUAUUUCUAUUGAGCAAGAACCCUCUGUGGAGCAACGUGCUUCAACCAGAUCUCAACUCGAGGCACAGUUACUUCAGCAAUCUGCUAUAAGUGCGCAAGAGUGCUUGCACACCGUCAUCAUCCCGGAAUUUGUUGCAGAUCUGGAAAGCGGAACGACACAAGUGAUCGAUAGUAGGUCACUAACGCGAGCGCUGCACGGAGAAGGUAUUAAUGUGCGCUACUUAGCUUCUUGCUACGAGCUGGCAUCACUGAAGCACAUUCGUCGUGCUUUGCUCGCCGAGAUGGUAGCACGAGCUUGCAAGAUUGAGUUCAGAGCAUCACUGCGACUGAUUCUUCCUGAAGUUACAACAUCAAUCUUAAGGCAGGCUAAAGCUACAGGAAACAGCGAAAACGGCGACGCCAACGAUGGAGAUGACAACCGCAGCAUUGAUCCUGCGACAGCCCGAGCACUUGCGAAGAUGGCUCUGCAAGAGCAGGCCUCUCAUGUCACGUUGGAGUUUGUCAAUCUUGUUUUUGGUACCUCAUCUCGUGGCUCGAAAACGUUUUGGGAACGGAGGAUUCUACCGCAAGUCUAUGCCAAAUUCGGCAUUUCACAAAAAGCACUGAACUUGGAUACCAUCAUCAGCGAAGACUUGCUUCACAUGCCACAGUUGUUUCAUGCACUUCAAGCCCAGACGGGCGCUUACUUCAGCGACCACAUGAACUACAACUUUAAAGGCGCAGAGCCGAUUGCCCUCCAGAACAUACAAUGCAUCAGUCCUCGCACCACGCUGCUUGCUCGAACAACAGCAGCGUGCGAAAGAGUGCUGGAAAGUGCCGACGCCUUCCUGGCAGCGGGAGAACUCAGUAGCGCACUUUCAAGCAUCAUGUUCCAUAUCUACAUUUUGGAAACAGCUCCAAGUGAUGAACGCAACUUGUCGCUGUGUCACUUGUUAACGUGCGCUGCCAACAUAUCGCUGGCGAUGAACUUGCCCGACCAAGCGAAAAAGCUAGCAACGUUAGCGAUUGAGGAAUCUCCGAGUAAUCACGCGGACCUGACACGAGCGUACACAAUUCUUAUGAAGCUGAAACAUGCGUCAAGUGACUUGGCUGGUGCCCAGGAGUGCUUUACUAAGGCUUUAGAGCCUAUCCAGUGGCAUCUCGGACCAGUUCAUCCUCUGCUUUGUGACACAUAUAUGACAAUGACCGAAAUUCUCGGCGAUCUGAGUGAUCCGGGGCAAGCCGUAGAAACUCUACAGAGUUGCGUGACACUCGUGCGCGAUUGCUUUGGUAAGACUAGUCUUCUUUAUGCUGAUAUAAGACGACAGCAAGGGAUGCUGAUGCUGGCAGCAAACUCCAUCGACGGUGAGGCGGUUAUUGGUGUGUUUGAAGAUGCUCUCUCCGUGUACGAAAGGCACUUUCAAGAUCCCGUGGAAGACGUUUUUGUAUACAAAGCGUUUGCAGCGGAAUGCUGCUAUCUGUUGGCAAAUCUACGCACUCAAGUGCUUGGGAGUCAAGCUGCAGAAGCAGCAUAUGGAAUUGCGCUCACAGCUCUUGCUCUUCGUAAAGAAGUGCUUCCAGCCAACCACGAAGAGAUAAUGAAAUCAUUCAUGCAACUUGGGAGUUUGUCUCGAGAGCUAGGAGAGCAUUACCGAGCAGUGGAUUACUUCAAACCGGCACUUUAUAUUCUAAAGACCAUCCAUGACGACGAACAUAUCGACCAGAUUCGCAGCGUCACCCAAACGAUGCUUCAGCUGCAUCUUCGAACUCUAUCGCAUGAAAAGAGCAACAUCGUCGAUAGAACAGCAAAACGAUUCGAGCAGCAAUGGCCGCGCUUUGCGCUACUGUCUGCAAAAAUGACACCAGAGACGUCUGCCAUGCCUGCAUCAGACGAUGACACUAGCGAGGAGUCUGCGUUAUUGAUAUUCGUCAUGAAGAAGCUCUUCCAGCUCGAGCCAAUCGAGUACGUCGACCAGCUCAUCGAGAAGACAGACCUCGAGUUCCAAGACUAUCGAAAGCAGUACAACCUCAACUUCGCCGGUACGAUGCGUCGCAAUAAUGCAGACACACCAUCGCCACAGCGCGCAAUGCUUCGUUCUUCAAGCGGUCGAUUCGCUUCCUUCUCUGGCGCCGGGACAUUUUCGCAUCCGGGUUCCCCGCGUGCUCCUCUCUCCCCAAUGCGUCACCCCACUCUCUUCCCAGGUUCUCCUCGCGGUCGCACGUCCUUCAACCAACUAGACUGCAACUUUCUUAAAGCCAGCACCGGAGACUUCACCUUUGGCGCCCAACUAGCUGCCAUUCUCUUCCUUAUCGAUCAUCCCGCAUCCGAGGAAGAUACCAAAGUGUAG
Phytophthora infestans T30-4 is the source of this 3459-nucleotide messenger RNA. RefSeq lists its product as uncharacterized. Gene Ontology annotation, molecular function: protein binding. Gene Ontology annotation, biological process: organelle organization. Lineage: Eukaryota; Oomycota; Peronosporomycetes; Peronosporales; Peronosporaceae. The transcript is spliced from 2 exons. The coding region runs from base 1 to 3459 and encodes 1152 amino acids. The record is from RefSeq and is a predicted model, not a curated record.